CUAAUUUCCCAAAAUCUGGUCGGCGGCUAAACCACGCUAAUCUCUCUCUCUCUCUCUCUCUCUCUCUCUCUCUCGCUAGCGCCGCCGCCGCCUAAUCAACAUAUAAAACCCUAAUUCGCCCCCGAUCCCAUCUCCUUCUCCGCUCCUCCGGCCACCCAAAUCGGCGGCGCACGAAACCCUAGCUCCCACUCUCGGCGAUGGAGGAAGCACCGAUGGUGGAGAUCGCGCCUCACCCCCCCGCCCUCGCCGACGACGGCGAGCCCAGCGAGUGGAGUGGCGACGCCGACGAGACCAUGGACGGCGACCCGGCCCACGUCUCCGCUGCCGCUGGGGAGGGUGAAGCCCUAGCCCCUUCUUCCCACCCCCCUCCCCAAGAUGUGAAGGAAAUUCAGACGGGUCUUCAGUCCUUGCAGUUAGAGACAAAAGGGAAAGAUAAGGAGGUUGCUGCAACUGCGGAAGCUGAAGAGCAUAAUGAGACUGAAGAAGACAAGAAACGACACUUGAAUGUUGUUUUCAUUGGUCAUGUCGAUGCUGGUAAGUCUACAACUGGAGGGCAGAUACUUUUCCUAAGUGGUCAGGUUGAUGACAGGACUAUUCAGAAAUAUGAGAAGGAAGCAAAGGACAAAAGCCGAGAAAGUUGGUACAUGGCUUACAUCAUGGAUACCAAUGAAGAGGAACGCGUUAAGGGCAAGACUGUUGAGGUUGGAAGAGCUCAUUUUGAGACAGAAAGCACAAGAUUCACAAUUCUAGAUGCUCCGGGCCACAAAAGUUAUGUGCCGAAUAUGAUAAGUGGAGCUUCUCAAGCUGAUAUAGGUGUUCUGGUUAUCUCUGCUCGAAAGGGUGAGUUUGAAACUGGAUAUGAGAAAGGUGGACAGACCCGCGAACACGUCCUGCUUGCAAAAACAUUGGGUGUUGCUAAGUUGGUAGUUGUUGUCAAUAAAAUGGAUGAUCCUACAGUGAAAUGGUGUAAAGAAAGGUAUGAUGAGAUAGAAACUAAGAUGGCUCCCUUCCUCAAGGCUUCAGGGUACAAUGUGAAGAAAGAUGUCCAAUUUCUACCUAUCUCUGGUUUGAUGGGCAUUAAUAUGAAGACUCGAGUGGAUAAAAGCAUUUGUAAUUGGUGGAAUGGUCCAUGUCUUUUUGAAGUCCUGGAUACCAUUGAGGUUCCUUUACGAGAUCCUAAAGGCCCAGUGAGGAUGCCGAUAAUUGACAAGUACAAGGACAUGGGAACAGUUGUGAUGGGAAAAAUUGAGUCUGGAACGAUUCGUGAGGGUGAUAGCUUGUUGGUCAUGCCUAACAAAGCUAAUGUAAAAGUGCUCGCCGUAUAUUGCGAUGAAAAUAAAGUGAGGCGUGCUGGGCCUGCUGAAAAUGUGAGAGUGAAAUUGGCAGGGGUCGAGGAAGAGGAUAUAUUGUCUGGUUUUGUCCUUUCAAGUGUCACAAAUCCGGUUGGUGCUGUUUUCGAAUUUCAUGCUCAGCUGCAAAUUUUGGAGUUGCUUGACAACGCAAUUUUCACUGCUGGUUACAAGGCAGUGCUUCAUAUCCACUCCAUAGUCGAAGAGUGUGAGAUUGUGGAACUUAUAGAAGAAAUCGACAUGAAGAAAAAGAAAGAUGCAGAUCCCAAGAAAAAGAAGCCAAAGAGAAAGCCUCUUUUUGUGAAGAAUGGUGCUGUUGUUGUUUGUCGCAUUCAGGUGAAUAACUUGAUAUGCAUCGAGAACUUCUCUGAUUUUCCUCAGCUUGGGAGAUUUACUCUUCGAACUGAAGGUAAAACUGUAGCAGUGGGGAAGGUUGUUGCACUUCCACCUGCAGGGAGCUCAGCAUUCGCUGCGUAAUCAAUUUUGGACUAGAUGGAAGAGAGAUUUUUCUGUUUUAUAAGAGGCCACCGAACUUAAAUGAGAUUGCGGCGCAAUCUAUUGUUCUAAGCAUUAUUUUUGAAGCCACCUUGCGAGAUGUCUUCUUAUGAGAGCAAAAACCAUGAAAAGAAAAAGAGAAAAAAAGAAGAUAAGACUAAUGAUUCUUAGCUGUAAAAGGGUUUGCUUAUUUAUGGGUCGGUAUGAUGAAGUUUGUAGAGUCUCCGUCACAUGAAAAAUAUUUAUCCUUUUCUGGGUGAAUUACUCUGGUCCUUGUUUUUCACUGAGUGUAUUUUUACUCGUCCUGGUCAUAUUUUGUUACAAUUUAAUAUAUCUUACCCUCCUUUUGCUUGGCUGAUGAGCUUAUUAUAAUUACCUGA
Molecule: messenger RNA, 2224 nt
Organism: Ananas comosus (pineapple)
Lineage: Eukaryota; Viridiplantae; Streptophyta; Magnoliopsida; Poales; Bromeliaceae
Product: eukaryotic peptide chain release factor GTP-binding subunit ERF3A
Exons: 17
Coding region: 198-1826 (542 amino acids)
Biological process (GO): translation
Cellular component (GO): translation release factor complex
Molecular function (GO): translation release factor activity; GTPase activity; GTP binding
Source: RefSeq, a predicted model, not a curated record